Oryza sativa Japonica Group (Japanese rice) is the source of this 1341-nucleotide messenger RNA. Its product is annotated as zinc finger protein 8. The record is from RefSeq and is a predicted model, not a curated record. Gene Ontology annotation, molecular function: DNA-binding transcription factor activity. Gene Ontology annotation, biological process: response to gibberellin; trichome differentiation; trichome morphogenesis. Lineage: Eukaryota; Viridiplantae; Streptophyta; Magnoliopsida; Poales; Poaceae.
AAAAAAUGCAAACGCGUAGGGGAAUUGAUGCGAGAAACGGCUAGGGAUCUUUCGGCUAGCUCCCAAUGUGAUGGGUUCGCGUCUUUUUUUAAGGGGAAUUGAUGCACCUGACAGACCAUAGGCAUGCAGCCGCAGUAGUACGCAGCUGCUCACGUACUUUGGUCUCUUGAGCGAUCACCAUAAAACCAACACCAACCCUCGCCCUCAUCUUCUCACACUCACAAAACUAAACUGAAUAUUUUCUCUAGCUCACUGCACAGCUCAGUCUCGCGACGGACGUCGUCAUGGCCGCGCCGCAUGGCAUGCAUGGCGUCGCCGCGGCGGCGCCGGACGCCACCAUCCGCCUCUUCGGCCGCGACGUCGUCUCCAACGACGACGCUGUCGUCGUCGUCGUCGACGGCCAGCUGCCCAAGGAGGAGGCGGAGGAGGAGGCAGGCGGCGGCGCGGCGGCGGCGGCGGGGGAGACGAGGAGGUUCGAGUGCCACUACUGCCGCCGCAACUUCCCGACGUCGCAGGCGCUGGGCGGCCACCAGAACGCGCACAAGCGGGAGCGCCAGCACGCGCGGCGCGCGCACCUCGAGGCCUCCCUCGCCGCCGCGCACUACCUCGGCCAGUCCGCCCACCUCGUCUACGGCGGCGCCGCCCUCUUCGGCUACGGCGGCCACGCCGCCGCCGUGUCGCCGCAGUACGGCCCGGUGUGGGCGAGCUCCGCCGUGGCGCCGCCGGGGCUGUACGCCACCUCCAUGGGCAUGGCGCGGCCUGCAGCCUACGGCGCCGGCGUGGACGUGUCCGCGCUGUGGAGAGCCUCGUCGUCGUCGUCGUCGUCGCCGCCGAUGAUGGGGAGUGGUGGUGGUGGUGCUUUUGGUACGGUGGCCGGCGGCGGUCGGCACGGCGAGGCAGCGGCGGCGGCGUUGGUGGGGUGUCGAGCCGGUAAGGAUGAGAACGUGGUGAUGAGCGUUGUGACGUCACUGCCUUCGCUGCCGUCGUGGCAGCUGCCGGCGCCGGAGAAGAUGGGUAGGUCUGAGCUGGGUCAGGAGGCCGGGGUUGUGAGCUUGGAACUCCGUUUGUAGUUCUUCAAUUAACUUGCUUUUAUUAGGUUAAUUGCCACGGUCUCGAUCAUUUUCAUAGCAAGGGUUUUAAUUUCUUUGAUUUGAUUUGCUUCUUGUCAUGUGUUAGUGUGCGGCUUUUGUCACAAUUACUGAAUGUAUAAUGCUUACUUUUAUCUGUUUUUUGAGGUAAAGAAUUCGAAGCUAUUUUGUUUUAAAUUUUAGCUAAACCUAAUUACAUCUUGCAUUUGUUCUCGCAUUUGCUAUGUGCCGAAGGGCUGAGAUUCUGAGAAUA